UCCAUAGCAACGAUCGUUAGUUCAAUAAUAUCGCAUAUUUUCUGCAGUGCUACGGUAUUUCAUAGGAAAAUAUAGAAAGAUGGUGAUUUUUCUUGUGAAGAGAAAUGAUGAGAACCAGUUUUUGUAUGAAACUGAUGUGGAUAAAGAGGUUGAUGAUGUGGUUAAAGAUAUAACUGCUAUCUUCAAUGGACGGCUGAAAGUGACCAGGUUGUGCUACGAGAUUGAUGAGCUGCAGAAACAUGGGACCUUCUUGCCUCCUGAAAUGCAGGGGCUGACUGAUGAACAGAUCAAAGAACUGAAACUGGAAGACCCGUGGGCACAGCGCUGCGCCCCACCAGGUCAUGUGUUCGUGAAGGAUGAGAUGGGACGUCGAUGUGGCCUCGCCCCCCCUCCCAACAUGCAGGAAGUCAUCAAGAAAGCUGCUGAGGACGCCAAGGAGUUUAUCAGUAAGAAGCAUGUGGAUCUCCGCAAAUGUUUGACUCAGAAAGACGUGGCCAGAGCCCUCGACGAGCUCCGUGGUGCGACCAAGAUCGUGUUCCCUGGUGGUCUACCACCACACGACCCAGUUCGCAUGGAGUUGGACAAUGUGGAGGAUUUGAGUGGAACCCAAGCUUCCCUUGAAGUCAUCGACCCUUCUAGAGCCUGUCUUUGGGCGUGUGGCAAGAAGCUGAUUAGUGGGAACAAACUGAGGGACCAUUUAGGGAACAACAACAAAACAAAAGUGACAGUGAAGCUCUGUUCCAACUCCGAGGGAGCCCCAGGCAGGGAGCCAAUCAUGAGUGAGGAGGAACGCAAGCAGCUUACCCUCCACGCCUAUAGGAAGCAAGAAGAGUGGAAGAAGUUGGAAGCCGAUGAAGACGACAGCUACAUGGACUCCAAGUGGGCUGAUGGACAGAACAUGAAGAGAUACUUCCAUGGCCUUGAAAAUAUCUCCUGGAAACCCACUUUCAAGAAGUAGGUGGAUUGGAUUUUCGAUCUUCUGGAGAUGGUUCUACGGUUGCUUUUUGCUGUGUGGUUAUUCUGGAGUUAUGUCGUUUUAAGUUUGGCUCUUGUGUCGUGUCUUAGGGUAGUAUCAUGUAAUUGUAUUUUUGUUUGUGUCAUUCCAUUAAUAUAUGUUAG
Molecule: messenger RNA, 1119 nt
Organism: Spodoptera frugiperda (fall armyworm)
Lineage: Eukaryota; Metazoa; Arthropoda; Insecta; Lepidoptera; Noctuidae
Product: cilia- and flagella-associated protein 298
Exons: 4
Coding region: 80-958 (292 amino acids)
Biological process (GO): regulation of cilium movement
Source: RefSeq, a predicted model, not a curated record